AUGGCUUCUUUUACGGCAACGGCGGCGGUUUCUCGGAGAUGGGUUGGCGGCAAUCAUCCUCAGCCGCCAUUAUCGUCUUCUCAAAGCUCCGACUUGAGUUAUUGUUGCUCCGUACCCAUGACAAGUCGUGUCCAAAGAAAGCUGAAUGUUUCUUCUGCGCUUCACACUCCUCCUGCUCUCCAUUUCCCUAAGCAAUCCUCCAACUCUCCCGCCAUUGUUGUUAAUCCCAGAGCCAAAGAAUCCGACACUAAACAGAUGAAUUUCUUCCAGAGAGCGGCGGCGGCGGCGUUGAACGCGGCGGAGGGUCUCCUCGUUAGCCACGAGCGACAGCAUCCGCUUCCUAAAACGGCUGAUCCUAGUGUUCAGAUCGGCGGGAACUUUGCUCCGGUGAAUGAACAGCCCGUCCGGCGUAAUCUUCCGGUGGUCGGGAAAAUACCGGAUUCCAUCAAAGGAGUAUACGUGCGCAACGGAGCUAAUCCGCUUCACGAGCCGGUGACCGGUCACCACUUCUUCGACGGAGACGGGAUGGUUCACGCCGUCAAAUUCGAGGACGGUUCGGCUAGCUACGCUUGCCGGUUUACUCAGACAAACCGGUUUGUCCAGGAGCGUCAAUUGGGUCGACCGGUUUUUCCAAAAGCCAUCGGCGAGCUUCAUGGUCACACCGGUAUUGCUCGACUCAUGCUAUUCUACGCCAGAGCUGCAGCCGGUAUAGUGGACCCGGCACACGGAACCGGAGUAGCUAACGCCGGUUUGGUCUAUUUUAACGGCCGGUUAUUGGCGAUGUCGGAGGACGAUUUGCCUUACCAAGUGCGGAUCACUCCCGGUGGAGACUUGAAAACCGUUGGCCGGUUCGAUUUCGACGGGCAAUUGGAAUCCACAAUGAUCGCCCACCCGAAAGUCGACCCGGAAUCAGGCGAGCUUUUCGCUCUGAGCUAUGACGUCGUUUCAAAGCCUUACCUGAAGUAUUUCCGAUUCUCACCGGACGGAACGAAAUCUCCGGACGUCGAGAUCCAGCUUGAUCAGCCGACGAUGAUGCACGAUUUCGCGAUAACGGAGAAAUUCGUGGUGAUACCGGACCAGCAAGUCGUUUUCAAGCUCCCGGAGAUGAUCCGAGGCGGCUCUCCGGUGGUCUACGACAAGGACAAGGUGGCGAGAUUCGGAAUUCUCGACAAAUACGCCGAGGAUUCGUCGAAAAUACGGUGGAUUGAAGCGCCGGACUGCUUCUGCUUCCAUCUCUGGAACGCGUGGGAGGAGCCGGAAACAGAGGAAAUCGUGGUGAUCGGGUCGUGUAUGACUCCACCGGACUCAAUUUUCAACGAGUCCGACGAGAAUCUCAAGAGCGUUCUCUCUGAAAUCCGCCUGAAUCUCAAAACCGGCGAAUCCACUCGCCGUCCAAUCAUCUCCGACGGAGAACAACAAGUCAACCUCGAAGCAGGGAUGGUCAACCGGAACAUGCUCGGCCGCAAAACCAAAUUCGCUUACUUGGCUUUAGCCGAGCCGUGGCCUAAAGUGUCCGGAUUCGCCAAAGUUGAUCUCGCUACCGGAGAAGUCAAGAAACAUCUCUACGGAGAUAACCGUUACGGCGGAGAGCCUCUGUUUCUCCCUGGAGACAAUGGAGGAGAAGACGAAGGACACAUCCUCUGUUUCGUUCACGACGAGAAGACGUGGAAAUCGGAGUUGCAGAUAGUUAACGCCGUUAGCUUGGAGGUCGAAGCAACGGUUAAACUUCCGUCAAGGGUUCCGUACGGAUUUCACGGCACAUUCAUCGGCGCCAGUGACUUGGCGAAGCAGAUGUGA
Molecule: messenger RNA, 1797 nt
Organism: Microthlaspi erraticum
Lineage: Eukaryota; Viridiplantae; Streptophyta; Magnoliopsida; Brassicales; Brassicaceae
Source: the annotation of a GenBank genome assembly